This is a messenger RNA of Penaeus chinensis, 1410 nucleotides long. RefSeq names its product probable cytochrome P450 49a1. Gene Ontology annotation, molecular function: oxidoreductase activity, acting on paired donors, with incorporation or reduction of molecular oxygen; heme binding; monooxygenase activity. The record is from RefSeq and is a predicted model, not a curated record. NCBI's taxonomy places the organism in Eukaryota, Metazoa, Arthropoda, Malacostraca, Decapoda, Penaeidae. The transcript has 11 exons. The coding region runs from base 1 to 1371 and encodes 456 amino acids.
AUGUCAGAAGUCACGUCAAAGGUCAUGUCAGAAGUUAAGUCAAAGAUCAAGUCAGAAGUAAUAUCAGAGGUCAUAUCAGAAGUCAGGUCAAAGGUAAAUUACAUGUUAGAUGAAACCUUCGACCCGACCCGCGUGUACCUGUUCUGGCAGGCGUUGGAGCAAGAAUUCGGCCCGAUCUUCCGGAAAGACAUGCCCGGCCACCCGAAUAUGGUCUUUAUUAGCAACCCGGAGGACGUGUGUGCCAUACAGGGCGAGGAGUGGUGGCGUGUCCGGCGUCGUGUGCAGAAGCCGAUCACCGACCCGGCGCUCGUCAGCCGCUACCUGCCGGACAUGGACGACGUCGCGAGGGCCUUCGUCAGGAGAAUCAAGAGUCUGCGAGAUAAAGACAACGAGGUACCAGCGACCUUCGUAAAUGAGAUCUAUAAAUGGGCAAUGGAGUCUUUAGCAACGGUGGUCCUCGAACGUCGCUUACACUGCUUCGAGGACGACCUUCGAGGAACACCUGAGUCGUCUCAUCUCAUCCCCUUGGCCAAGCAGUUCCUCGACUCCUUGUACGAGACAGAGAACGUUAAGCUGUGGCAGUAUUUCCCGACAACUUCUAUUACGAGGCUGAAGGAGGCUCACGGUGUGUUUAGCGAAGUAGCCCUUCGAGCCAUAGAGGACACCGAGCGAGCGCCAGCAUCCCGCAGGAGAGCGAGAGAGGAACCGAGGAGGCUGAGUCUGCUGGAGACCCUGCUAGCGACGCCUGGCUUAACCCGGGGAGAUGUGCUUACCUUCCUGGUCGACUUGCUGGCGACGGGAAUCGAUACUACGUCCCACUCCGUUUCUCACAUGCUUUACCUGCUGGCCAAAAAUCCCGAGGUUCAGGGGCGUGUCAUUCGCGAAGUCGAUGCCGAAGUUGGCAAACCCGAACACCUCUCGCCCGAACACAUAGCAAGGCUUAGCUAUGCUCGGGCUGUUUUUAGAGAGACGCUGAGAAUUAUGCCUGUUGGUAUUGGUAUCACCAGAAGACUGAACCGUGACACUGUACUGGGGGGUUACCUGGUACCUAAAGGGUGGCAGGUCGUCGCUCCCUCGAUGCUCAUCAACCACAAGGACUCGAUUUUCCCGAGGGCGAGUGAAUUCCUGCCGGAGAGGUUCGUCAGGGGUUCGCCUCUCGCCCCCAAGCACAGCCACGCCUUCCUGCCUUUCUCCGUCGGAACCCGAAUGUGCAUUGGGAGGCGCAUCGCUCAGCAGGAGAUCAUGUGCUUGCUUGUCAGGGUUCUGGGCGAAUUCACCGUGGAUUACAAACACGAAGAUAUCCACCUGGUCAAUAAACUUAAUUACAGGCCGUCACACCCACUGAGGUUUACGUUUAAAGACAGAGUUUAAAGUGGAGUGUGUGUGUUCGUUCGUUCGUUUUAAUAAAUC